Messenger RNA from Chelmon rostratus (copperband butterflyfish), 2445 nucleotides. RefSeq lists its product as uncharacterized. The transcript has 15 exons. The record is from RefSeq and is a predicted model, not a curated record. Bases 776 to 2266 code for a protein of 496 amino acids. Lineage: Eukaryota; Metazoa; Chordata; Actinopteri; Chaetodontiformes; Chaetodontidae.
GACAUUUCUAAGUUGCGCGUGUUAAGGAUAAAUGUGGCUCGCGAGCCUCCACAUAGUUAAAGCAACAGCUUUACACUGGAGUUUCCAUUCGUUCAUUGGUAGCUCCAGCCGGUGAAAAUGAACUGGGUCGGGGGUUCAAGGAACCGGUUCGUGAUGAAGAACGAUGCAAAAAGGCAGAGGGAGUUCUUUGAGAAGAGGAAAAUGCAGCAGAGAUUGAAAAGCCUGGGAAUCGCUCUGCCAGCAUCCCCUCGAGGCACUAGCUCUGGUAGUUUGGACCUGAUGACUUUGUUCAUCGUCAACCAAAUUGCUGCUAAGAAAGAAAAUAAAGGUCCUCCUAAAGUAGCCGUUCUUGGCAGCUGCAGAGGAGGAUCGAAGCAUAAGAGAAAUGAGCCCCUGGUACUCCCAAUGAGCCCUGGUUCUCCAUCACAGCUGAGCCUCACUGAGAGCCAAUCAGAGUACAGUGUUCAAGGAACAAGAAAGAAAAAGCACGUUAUCCCACAAGGGUUCAGGUGUCAGCAGCUGUCACCAGUGCUGGAGUCGGCUUUCUCAGACAACAGCGCAUCUGACUACCUGCCACCCAUAACCAACCCCCUCAGUCCCAUCUCCUCCACCUCAUCAGCUUCCUCAGGCCAAGGUGGUGUAGCAAAGAAAUUUAUAGAACAAACUCUCAUGAAUUAAUGUACACACUGGUAACUGUGAUUUUUCUUACUCUGCAUGAGCAUAUUUUGUACACAAUCAAGUGAAUUUAGGCCAAAUCAAAGUGGUCUCCUCAGGAAUGUUCCCCCAGCAGCUGAGUCUCCAGCAGAGAAGCCAGAUGCAGGCUCAGCUACCUCCUCACUGCUUCCCUCCACCCUGGGACACCUCAGGGCUGGAGCAGACCAAGUUUCAGCUUUUCUCCCAGCCUGGAGGUAUGGUGGGCUGCAUCCCCUGGUCCUGUGGAUCAAACCCACCCCUCUACCAACUGGAGAGACCCACAGAAGCCCGAGUCCUGUUUGGAAGUCCAGAGCCAGAUAACACAGAGACCAGGGACCAUGCAAGACAUGAGGUCACCUCUCUCAACCAACCAGAGGACAGGGAGCCCAUGUUGGACUUCACUCUCAACCAGACAGAAACUGAGCAGCAGGUUGAGGAAGACGUCUUUCGGGGCUUCAGUACUGAAGAAUACGACAGAGAAGCUUCGUAUUUUGGGAAAGGAAAAUCAAAGAUAUAUCUCAAAGAUGAAACACCAGCCAAACCUUCUACACCACAAACUGUCCCUGACUCACAGUGCAUGAGAGUGGAGUUCUCCAGCUGCACCGACAUGAACCUUUCAUGUCUUGAACACAACAGCAGCCCCAUGAAUGGCUGUGACAGUUCGCCAAGUUACUCCUGUAGCAGAGGUUACCUCAGUUCAGACUCAGAUGAUGAAGAACAAUGCUGCCAGCCAAGUCUCCAGGCUGCCUCUUCAUAUAUAGACCAAGCCUGUUGUGAUAGCCUAAACUCAAAUAUGGGCUACCAGGGGAAUCAAAAACAACGGCACAGGCUUCUCACCCCGCUCCUAAAACCCAGAAAGAGCUUCAGAGAUGAUCAGACAGUUAUGGAGAACCUGGCUCGCCCUGAUAACGCUGUAGAAAGUAACAGCCAGCAGACAGGAAGCCACACAGCUCAGUUUGAUUCUCCUCAGGCUCUGGCUCAAACUCGGAGCUCAGAGCCGUGCAGAUGCAAGAAAACAUCCAGUGAAAGUCGAGAUGCGGAAACUCAAACUUCCGGCAGCCCCACAGCUGAGACGUGCGACGCGUCGACUCAGUGCAGCUCUGUUGCAGACGGCGUAAACACUUGGUUUAACUUGCGCCCACCACCUGUUGAUGUGUCAGUACAGCAGCCAGCCACAGGGAGGCAGACAGAUACUGCUGCAGAGCCAAACACACACACACCUCCACCAGGCAGCAGGCAUACGCCCUGGAGCCAGAGGAAAUCCAGGGCUGCUUCCUUAUCAGGCAGCAGCGCUGUAAACAAAUUCACUGCUGGUAACAGUGAUGGCAAAGUGAACCUACAGAGACCCAUGAACCCCUGCCUAGACGCUCUGAGCAUGACUGAUGGCAGAGAGGGUCGAGAUGAAAGAGGGCGACGAGAAAAUGGCCGGCUGAUGAAAAACCUCUCCAGUGAGGUCAAGGAGGAGGUCACAUCUGCCACCAGAGUUAACAGCUGCUCAGAAGAGGCUGAAACACUUCUGGAGAUCGCCGACAUUUUGCUCCUGCUCAAGCAGAGGAAGGAGGAGGGCUGGUAAGGAAUUCAGGCAUGUGGACGAAGGCAGCGGGAAAUGACACAACAUGCUUGUUCUGUGCACGUUUUAAUUCAAAGCAUUAUUCAGUCGUUUGUUUUAAGCUUAUAAACAACAUAAAAUAUGCAGUGUGUGUUGAAGUGUUAUGAUAAAGAGUGAAAUAAAGCCCCAAAGCAUUACUCUGA